This is a messenger RNA of Hydra vulgaris (swiftwater hydra), 633 nucleotides long. RefSeq names its product small ribosomal subunit protein uS17. Lineage: Eukaryota; Metazoa; Cnidaria; Hydrozoa; Anthoathecata; Hydridae. Gene Ontology annotation, cellular component: cytosolic small ribosomal subunit; ribosome. Gene Ontology annotation, molecular function: structural constituent of ribosome. The record is from RefSeq and is a predicted model, not a curated record. Gene Ontology annotation, biological process: translation.
GAGCUGUUUUGCCGUUCGGUUAUUUUAUCAUAAAAUUUAAAACUGCAUUGUGGGAUUUUAUCUAAUUUCAAACAACGUGAGCCGAGUCUAUAUUCUUUUAUACGAGGUGUCGCAUUGAAGACAAGAUGGCAGAGCAGAAUGAAAGGGCGUUUCAAAAGCAACCAGCCAUCUUCUUGAACAAGAAAAGGGUUGUCGCUAAAACAACCAAAAAUAAAGAACUUCGCUACGUAAGAAAUGUUGGUUUAGGAUUUAAAACACCAAGGGAGGCUAUUGAAGGAACAUAUAUUGACAAAAAGUGCCCAUUUACAGGAAAUGUAAGCAUCAGAGGUCGUAUUUUAACUGGUAUCGUUAAAAGUUUAAAAAUGAAGCGUACAAUAGUUAUUCGUCGAGACUACCUCCAUUUCAUAAAAAAAUAUCAAAGAUAUGAAAAACGUCACAAGAACCUUGUUGCUCAUAUGUCUCCUUGUUUUCUUGACGUUGCUUUGGGCGAUCUAGUGACUGUCGGACAAUGUCGUCCAUUGAGCAAAACAAUAAGGUUUAAUGUUCUAAAAGUUUCUAAAUCAACAAGUGCUAAAAAAUCAUUUGAUAAAUUUUAGAUUGUAAAUGGUAUGAAAUAUAACUAAUUUCCUGUUA